AUCUUGAUUUUCCUACGCUUUCUCUCUCUAAGAGACAGUUUCUUCUCAUUUCUAGGUAGAGGAAUUGAGGGGGAGAGAGAAGAUCAGAUAAAGAUUGUUGCUUGAUUGAAUGGCUAAGCUUGCCAAUUAUUAUUCAAUGGCUGUGGGGAUUCUUGCAGCAGUUGUUUUUGCAAAUUUGAUUUCAGUGUCACUUAGUGUAAGGGUGCUGCCUCUGCAUCCUUACUUGAAGGGUCAAGACAAGCCAAUUAGUAACAUUUAUGACACAUCAAACUAUGGGAUUCUUCAGCUGAACAAUGGUUUGGGCACAACUCCACAGAUGGGAUGGAAUAGCUGGAACUUUUUUGCUUGUGAUAUCAAUGAAAAGGUUAUCAAGGAAACAGCUGAUGCACUUGUUACAACUGGAUUGGCCAAGUUAGGUUAUGAUUACGUAAACAUCGAUGAUUGCUGGUCUGAAAUGGCACGGGACUCUAAGGGUCAGCUAGUUCCGGAUGAAAAAACUUUUCCAUCUGGCAUAAAAGCUCUUGCCGAUUAUGUGCACUCAAAGGGCCUGAAGCUAGGUAUCUACUCGGAUGCAGGGGCUUUCACCUGUCAAGUGCGACCUGGAUCCAUUUUUCAUGAAUCCGAUGAUGCCAAACUCUUUGCGUUUUGGGGUGUCGAUUACUUGAAGUAUGACAAUUGUUUCAAUCUGGGCAUUCCUCCAAAAGAAAGGUAUCCACCAAUGCGUGAUGCCCUGAAUGCAACUGGCAGGUCGAUAUUCUACUCGCUUUGUGACUGGGGUGUGGAUGACCCAGCCUUAUGGGCUGGCACAGUCGGAAACAGUUGGCGGACAACUGACGACAUCAAGGAUUCGUGGGCAAGCAUGACAACAAUCGCUGAUCUCAACGAUAAGUGGGCAGCUUAUGCGGGACCUGGCGGAUGGAAUGACCCCGAUAUGUUGGAAGUUGGAAACGGUGGCAUGACCUACGAGGAGUAUCGAGCACAUUUCAGCAUCUGGGCUCUGAUGAAGGCUCCGCUUUUGAUAGGAUGUGAUGUUAGAAAUAUCACUUCAGAGACAUUAGAAAUUCUUAGUAACGAGGAGGUUAUUGCUGUAAACCAAGAUUCACUAGGAGUUCAAGGAAGGAAAGUAUAUUCAUAUGGACCAGAUAAUUCUUAUCAGGUGUGGGCAGGCCCACUCUCUGGUCAGCGUUUAACUGUCGUUCUAUGGAAUAGAGGUUCAAAAGCUUCGUCUAUCACAGUUAAAUGGGAUGUACUUGGACUCGAGUCUUCCAUCAGUGUCUCUGUUCGAGACUUAUGGAAGAAAGAGUGUGUAUCAGAGAACAGUAGGGCCUCUUUCAGUGCUCGAGUCGAUGCUCACUCUUCUGAGAUGUACAUUUUCACCCCAUCAACGACCUAUUCGUCUAGUUAAUCUCUUGCUGCUUUGAGAAUCGUGGUACAUCAAUUCUAGCAGUUGUCUGUAUUGAAGAAUAAGCUACUGUUUGGUUGUCGGUUUUGUGCUGGAUGCUGUGGAUAUCGGUUGUUGCAAGAGUUGCUUGUUUGUGUAAAUUUGUUGUUAUUCCAUGAAUAAGCAGGCAGAGUUAGAAGAUGGAUUUGCAGUUUUCUUCCCCAUUUAGUGUGUAUUAUUGCAAGAUCAAUUGAAUCUUUGUGGUCUGUUUCAGUACAAGAUUCUGUAUUUCCAUUUAUAAGGCCACACUUGGGCCAAGAUUCUGUACAAAUGGUGUUUCAUCUCUUAAGUCCAAUUCGAAUGUAAUUUUAUAGUGA
Salvia splendens (bonfire salvia) is the source of this 1758-nucleotide messenger RNA. RefSeq names its product alpha-galactosidase 3. The transcript is spliced from 15 exons. Gene Ontology annotation, biological process: carbohydrate metabolic process. NCBI's taxonomy places the organism in Eukaryota, Viridiplantae, Streptophyta, Magnoliopsida, Lamiales, Lamiaceae. Gene Ontology annotation, molecular function: hydrolase activity, hydrolyzing O-glycosyl compounds. The coding region runs from base 110 to 1405 and encodes 431 amino acids. The record is from RefSeq and is a predicted model, not a curated record.